ACUCUAUUCGUUCGUACAGCCGCCAUAGCGUAAUGCGCUUGGAUGAGGAUGCAUGUGUCAUUGUAUUUAUAUCUGUAAGCUGAACUAAGCUAGUUCAUAAAAAUCGAACUAUGAGUUUAACAAAUAAUAUCGAAGUAACGCUGAAGAUUCCAUUUCCCACCAGACGCUUAGCGGAAGCAGCUUACGAUGUGCUACGCGUAGACAGUGAGCCGAAACGAAGCUUCAUUUACAAAGUAAUCAAACUAGAAGAAAACAUAUUACUGCUGAAGCUGACCGGCGAACAAGCGAAAAGCAUACGUGUUUCUGUGUCAUCGUUUUGUGAAUCAUUAAUCCUUUGCUGCGAAACGUUCCACCAAUUCGGUGAACCAGUAUCGGCCAAGUACGACCACUACUAA
Anopheles funestus (African malaria mosquito) is the source of this 395-nucleotide messenger RNA. RefSeq lists its product as uncharacterized. NCBI's taxonomy places the organism in Eukaryota, Metazoa, Arthropoda, Insecta, Diptera, Culicidae. The coding region runs from base 111 to 395 and encodes 94 amino acids. The record is from RefSeq and is a predicted model, not a curated record. The transcript is spliced from 2 exons. Gene Ontology annotation, cellular component: EKC/KEOPS complex.